Messenger RNA from Amphiprion ocellaris (clown anemonefish), 749 nucleotides. It is a transcript of the gene gnrh3, whose product is annotated as gonadotropin-releasing hormone 3. Gene Ontology annotation, biological process: multicellular organism development. Gene Ontology annotation, molecular function: hormone activity. The record is from RefSeq and is a predicted model, not a curated record. NCBI's taxonomy places the organism in Eukaryota, Metazoa, Chordata, Actinopteri, Pomacentridae. Gene Ontology annotation, cellular component: extracellular region. The coding region runs from base 319 to 591 and encodes 90 amino acids. The transcript is spliced from 3 exons.
UAUUUUGUGUCCCAUUAGUCAGUAAAUGUGUCACACCUGCAGAGAGGGGAUUAUAAUCCUGACGGCAGCCUUGUACAACACCUAUAAAAUCCCCUCUGGCUAAUGCACCACAUGCUAACAAGGCAAACACAGAGGUGAGUUAGUCUUUGUGGAAGUUUGUUCAGUGUUCAUUAAGUUAGAAUUACUCUCCUUAUUAAUUACAGUCUAAAAUGUUGUUUGCUAAUGUCGGGUGAUGCUUUAUAACCCCUGAUCUGUGAGCCGUGGAGACCGUGACAUGAUUGUUUUUUAUUACAAAUCUGGCUUCCUCUGCAGUUUCUAAUGGAUGCCAGCAGCAGAGUUAUGGUGCAGGUGUUGUUGUUGACGUUGGUGGUUCAGGUCACCCUGUCCCAGCACUGGUCCUAUGGAUGGCUACCAGGUGGAAAGAGAAGUGUGGGAGAGCUUGAGGCAACCAUCAGGAUGAUGGGCACAGGAGGAGUGGUGUCUCUUCCCGAUGAGGCGAGUGCCCGAACCCAAGAGAGACUUCGACCAUACAAUGUAAUUAAUGAUGAUUCCAGUCACUUUGACCGCAAAAAAAGGGUCCCUAAUAAUUGAUGAGCUGCAGAACAGAAGAGAAACACAGACUGUAUCAUUGUCAACACCAGUGAUGGAUCAACAGUGUACAGCAUGCUAUCUCCAUCAUUUAUUACACAAAUAUCAAUUAAAUGGCUUUAAUGUUUAAAUCAAAAUUGUAAUAAACUUUUGAAUCCUGA